AUGCGCCCCACAAAUGUCGAGAUGCCGAUGCGCUUCCAGGUUAUGUACGGUGGCGUGAUCCCAAACGUCGACCACACCAACCUCGAUCCUUCCGGACGUGCAGACCUUCUGCGAACGAUCGAUAAAGCGAAGCAGGAUGGAAAUCUUGUCUUCCCCCGUCGCCCCAAUGACUUUCGGGAGACGUCGAGGCUGCAGAUGGACGAUCGGACCCUGUCAGUCACUGGGCUUCUCGAUGGUCAACUCCAACUCCGCGCCUCGCUGCACCAAGUGGCCUCGGUGGGAUAUGUGAGGGAGGAGAACGACGGCCAUUUCACACACAUCAUCAAUGUCAAGAUUGGCGAGGUGCAAAGGAAUGCCUCUUUCUUCGAUCUACUGAUUCUGUAUUGCCGCACAAAGGAAAUGGCCGAGGCCCUGUGCGAAUGUGCUGAGGCGCGAUUUCAACAAAUGUACCGGGAGACGCUCGUUUCUGUACCGCAAGCCGUUGCCUCCAGAAAUCGGCUUCGGACAGGCAGCAGAACUGCUUCAUCCCCACUUGUCGACGAUUUGCGAAGCCAGGCCUCUCCUCGACGAGCCCCAUCUACUUCCACCUCUUCUACGGUCAAUACCUCGGCGGCAAAUGAAUAUAUGGAAGAGCUAUCCGCCUGCCUGAGCGCCGAUGAACUGCGCGAGUUUGCCGAACUGCUUGGAAGAUGGCAAGUGGGUGAGCUGCCCCUCCCCGAGUUGGCGCUCAAACUGCUCGAGCUCUACGGCACACAACGUGGUCGUCUCCUGACAAAACUCGGCAUGCUGAUGACCGACGAGGAACAAGAGGAAUUUUACGCCUUCCUCGCACGCAACGGUCUACAAGCGGACGGCACAGUCCAAACCACUGGAGCGCGAGGAGAACGCCGG
Mesorhabditis spiculigera is the source of this 891-nucleotide messenger RNA. The record is from the annotation of a GenBank genome assembly. NCBI's taxonomy places the organism in Eukaryota, Metazoa, Nematoda, Chromadorea, Rhabditida, Rhabditidae.